UGAUAACAAUGGCUGUUUCCUUUGGAAUCCAUGAUUAUAUCGAGGGAGGUGUGAUUACGGCUGUCAUUCUUCUCAACAUAAUUGUCGGAUUCAUCCAAGAUUACCGGGCAGAGAAAACCAUUCUAUCAUUGCACAAACUAUCCGCCCCAGAAUGCAAAGUCAUGCGUCACGGCCGAGUUGUAUCUAUCAAGGCAGAAUCCCUCGUUGUGGGCGACAUAGUACAGCUGACGGUUGGAGAUAUUGUCCCUGCGGAUAUGAGGCUUUUCGAAGGAAUAAAUGCAGCCAUGGACGAAGCGCCUUUGACCGGCGAGUCAUUACCGGUUGCUAAGACACCACAUGUCACGCUUUCCUCUCCAGAUAUGCCCAUCGGUGAUAGGACCAACAUGGUCUACUCUGGAUGCAACACCACCCAGGGAAGGGCUAGUGGAAUUGUUAUUGCUACCGGAAUGCUAACAGAAGUUGGACGAAUUGCCGAGUUGCUUCAAGACAAGAAAGGUGCGGAGGACUCAAAUAUACUCGUUCGGACACUGAGGCAUGGGAAGUUCACUAUUAAGAAUCUCCUCGGACUGAUUGGGACGCCAUUGCAAGUUAAGUUGAGCAAAUUCGCUCUCCUUCUAUUUGCGUUGGCCGUUCUCCUGGCCAUAAUAGUCUUCUCUGUGAGCAAGUGGGAUAUAGAGGGGGAGGUCUUGAUUUAUGGAAUCUGUGUUGCUGUGGCCGUUGUACCAGAGUCUUUGAUUGCCGUACUUACGAUAACAAUCGCUGUCGGAACCAAGGAAAUGGCCAAGGGAAACGUUAUCGUCCGAAAGCUACAGUGCCUGGAAGCAGUUGGAGGGGUAACCAAUAUCUGCUCUGACAAGACGGGCACUCUGACGCAAGGUAAAAUGGUCGCCCGAGCCGCAUGGAUUCCAAAGGCAGGGACUUUAACGGUCGAUCAAACAACCAAUCCAUACGAUCCAACGAGUGGUCUUGUACAACUAGAUGAAGUCGACCCUGAACCCGGAGUAUUUGGUGAUAAUACUGCCUUGGGCCUUUUCCUCACAGCCAUCGCUCUGUGUAAUCUGUCAACUGUACAGAAUAACGCCCAGUCUUUUACUGGGGAGGCCGAUCGAAUUGAGAAGCGAAACUGGAUAGCCGUUGGGGAGCCAACGGAGAUCGCCCUUCAUGUUCUGGCAAUGCGAUUUGGCUAUGGGAAGUCAGAUAUACUCCAGCGCCGACAGGUGGAGCUCCUUACAGAGUACCCGUUUGAUUCCUCAAUCAAGAGGAUGACAGUCGUAUACAGAAAUUCAGCUGAACAUAUCAAUGAAGUUUACACGAAGGGAGCACCCGAGGCUGUCAUAUCAGGUCUGGACGUCACCGAGAAAGAGAAAGACGAAAUAAAAGAGACAGCUGAUAGGAUGGCCAGUAAGGGUCUCCGUGUUCUCUGUGCUGCAUACAAGAAGACGGCAAUGAACGCCGACUCGCAGAUAUCUCCACGCAAUGAAGCCGAAUCUGGCCUUAGGUUUUGCGGCCUUGUGGGGCUGUAUGAUCCUCCUCGCAUCGAAACUGCUGUCUCAGUACGGAAAUGCCAAAUGGCUGGCAUAACUGUGCACAUGCUCACAGGAGAUCAUAUCCGUACUGCUACUGCGAUAGCGUCUGAGGUCGGGAUCUUGGAUGCCAUGUCCGCUGUCAAAUCUAGUCAAUUAGUUAUGGCGGCCGAAGAAUUCGACCAAUUAUCCGACAAUGAGAUUGAUGCCAUUGAACAGUUGCCUCUUGUAAUUGCACGUUGCAGCCCCUCCACCAAAGUUCGAGUGGUAGAGGCAAUGCAUCGUCGGAAUGCCUUUUGUGUCAUGACCGGGGAUGGUGUAAACGAUUCACCGGCACUGAAGCGUGCAGACGUAGGCAUAGCUAUGGGAAAGAAUGGAAGUGACGUCGCCAAAGAAGCCGCAGACAUGGUAUUGACGGAUGAUAACUUCUCAUCAAUUGUCAGAGCAGUGGAGGAGGGAAGGCGGCUGUUUGAUAACAUCCAAAAGUUUCUAAUGCAUUUACUGAUAUCAAACAUUGCUCAAGUUAUUCUACUUCUGAUUGCUCUCGCAUUCAAGGACGCGGCAGGAAAUUCGAUAUUUCCACUUUCACCUCUUGAGAUAUUGUGGGCAAAUCUGAUUACUUCAUCCUUUCUUGCGGUAGGAUUAGGGCUAGAAGAGGCCCAACCAGACAUCAUGUAUCGCCCUCCACACGAUUUGCAAGUUGGUGUCUUUACCCGCGAGCUUAUUGUUGAUAAAAUGAUAUACGGAACUUUUAUGGGAUCGCUGUGCCUGGUGGCUUUUGUAUGUGUCAUAUAUGGAGAAGGCUCUGGCUCGUCUGAUAUGGGGGAUGAUUGCAAUGAAGGAUGGAACGACAGCUGCAACGCUGUUUUCCGGGCGCGGGCUACAACAUACGCUACCCUGACUUUUCUGUUGCUAGUCACGGCGUGGGAAGUGAAGCAUUUCUCCCGGUCUCUAUUCAACCUCGAUCCUGCGCGGUACGCAGGCAAGUUCUCGGUUUUCCCAUCGCUUUGGCGAAACCGGUUUCUAUUCUGGGCCGUGGUGGCCGGCUUCGUGAUUGCAUUUCCGGUGAUCUACCUGCCAGUGGUCAACCGAUUAGUUUUCAAACACAAAGGCAUCGGCUGGGAAUGGGGAGUUGUGUUUGGAUGCGUGGUAGUGUAUUUGGGGUUGGUAGAAAGUUGGAAGGCUGUGAAACGAGCGUUUGGGAUCGGAAGCGGCAAACAUUCCAUGUUGAGGAUGGAAGAUGCGGAGAUGCGAGCAGGUCUGACGACAGAAACUCCGCUGUCAACGAGUACUAACACAAGCGUGGACGCGAGUGUGGAGGCGAAGUAGAGCCGUGCAGCAAUAUCGCGUCAGGCUGUGGUCAGGGUAGGUGUUCAACACACCUUCUAUUGGUUUAUCCUUCUGUCAACCAGAUGGAUCAGGUCUUUCUCCAUGGUUUUUUAUCACUCACCUUCAUACCGUCAUUAUAGAAAACAGUCAUUCUAUCCAGGCUAAACUUCCAAGUCUAUAAAUGGAUCAAAUCAUCUAGCAUAAACUUUUGUAUAAAAAAGCCGAUGCAUCUAUGAUUUCAUCCCAACAACGCCUUCGGGUCAA
Molecule: messenger RNA, 3116 nt
Organism: Aspergillus wentii DTO 134E9
Lineage: Eukaryota; Fungi; Ascomycota; Eurotiomycetes; Eurotiales; Aspergillaceae
Product: putative potassium/sodium P-type ATPase
Exons: 3
Coding region: 9-2852 (947 amino acids)
Biological process (GO): calcium ion transmembrane transport; intracellular calcium ion homeostasis
Cellular component (GO): plasma membrane
Molecular function (GO): P-type calcium transporter activity; ATP binding; ATP hydrolysis activity
Source: RefSeq, a predicted model, not a curated record